GAAGCGAGCGGCGGCGCAUCUGUGACGCUUGACUUUGUUGUACUUGUCAUUCAGACAUCGGAGGAAUUUGAGGAGACCAGGAGUACCGAGCUCGUUGCGGCGGGGUCCUUGAUUUAAAGGUUCCGUCGUGUCGUAUCGAACCCACAGACGCUCGGGUUCGUCCUCGGCGCGCCGGGAGCGCGGCGGACACGAGUGCGGGUGAGUGGCCGCAGCUCGCCAGGCUGCCUGGCGUCGCGCUAGCUGCGCGGCUAACGCAGGCCGCGCUCCGCGGGGCUGGCGGAGCGCGCUCGAGCCAACCGUCCCGGGCUCUUGACUACACUCUGGUGCGAGAACGUCUGCUCCAGGUCGCUCAGCAGCGCGGUAAAGCGCGACUGAGGCGCGCUAGUGUUGUGCUAGCAUGCGUGCUAAAUGCGCCAGCAGGUUGAUGUCGUGCGUGGCUUUGACCUGCUGCUAUUCCGGACCUGGUCUGUGCUCUCUGCAUAAGAACUGACCGGAAAUAUUCUGUACAAUACGCCUGUUCAUGUUUCACUCUUUGGCAUUGAGAUAAACAAAUGCUACUCAUUACUGUAAUUUGUGUGUCUUACCUUUUGUUUUUAUUCUACCUUUUGUUCUGUUAUUCUGCUGCAGCUUCAAUGAAUUAUUCUGCUUUGUGGUAUUUAGUUGUCCAAAGAGAUGGAUCAUUUGUUUUUAACUUUCGUUAGAAUUCUGAUUUAGUUUUAACGAAUAUCUUUUUGGUCAUUUGUUGUGGGCAUUUUCAGUCCUUUUUUGAACAGCUCUUUUCGCUUCUCCAUCAUUGACUUGUGGAUUGAGCGUGGUAUUUUCCAAAGACAGUCUGAGAGAGAGCGUGCGCUUGAGUGGGAAGGAGGAAGCAGGCGCUCUCGAUGUGCACCUGCCUUUGUACGCCGCGACGGUCCGACCUGUUGGGUAACCUGGCGGAUGUUCUGAAUGCCUUCCUAUCACAGAUGCCGCCCCCUCCAUGCUCUUCCAUGAAGAGAGGAGAGAAGCCCGACGGACACAGGCAGAUGAGACCUAAGACCUUCCCGGCCAGCAGCUACAGCGCCAACAGCCAGCAGAUGCUGCAGGAGAUCCGGAACAGUUUGCGGAACCUGUCCAAGCCCUCAGACCCUCCCAAAGCUGAGAGCGCCGGGAAGAUGCUUCCGGAAGACUCCAGGCAGCAGAGGCGCACCAGCAACCCCAAGAACCCUCACCACAAGGCCCUGCAGGAGAUCCGGGAGGCCCUGCAGCCGUUCGCCAGCACGGAGCCCGUCUUCACAGCAUUCGAGGAGAACCGCGGCGCGGCACUGGACUACAUGGGCAAAGUGUCGUAUCAGGACUCAAGGGAGCCCAAACCUGCAGGUACGUCUUCCGGUUUGGCAGAGUGCAGCGGCCCGGUCCAACACGGUGGUGUGGUGUGGUGUGGUGUGUCUGCAGGUCCCGUCCACAUGCAGCAUCCCAUCCUGCGGAGGCCCAGCUGGAAGGGCUCCAAAGAGUCCCUAGCUCCUCGGCACCUGAUGCCGGAGACCAUGUACCGCUCUGACAGCCCCGGGCCGCAGGCUCAGCGGGUCAACCCCCCUCUGCCUCCUCAGGUGCGCAGCAUCACGCCGCCACCUAACCGCGGCCCCGUGGCUCCGGCGCCGGCCUGGGACAGCAACCCGGCCACCAAGCGCUACUCUGGGAACCUGGACUACGCCGCCCCUCGCAUCUCUCCGGUCCCUCAAGGCGCCUGGCCCGACAGCUACCCUUCUGCCUCGCCUCAGAACCAGCGGGGGAUGGGCUCGGCGCCGGCAGCUCACCCACCCAUCAUCAUGCAGAGCUCUGGCGCCACCAAGUUCACCUUUCCCUCCAGCUGGUCCCAGAACGGUUCGCCUCAGACGGACUUCCUGUCCGGGGGCAGCAGGCAGCCGCCGCCCCCGUACCCUGCUGCUCAGAUGCAGGCUGGAGGCUCUGCCUCCUCGCCGUCCUACGUCAACGGCGGGAACAUGGUCCCCAACAGGAACAGUCACAACCUGGACUUGUACAACCUGGGCCCGCCUCAGUCCUGGUCGCAGGCCGCCCUCAGAGCAGAACCGCAGGCCUCAGCGGGGAGCGGCAGCAACCAGGACCUGUCCCCGUCCUGGCAGCACAGUGUGCCGGCCCGCACCAAUUCCUUCAACAACCACCAGCUGAGCGGCCGAGCAGGCCGUUCGCAGCCCUCGGCCACUACCGUCACCGCUGUCACGCACGCCCCCAUCCUGCAGCCCGUCAAGAGCAUUCGGGUCCAGAAGCCGGAGCUGCACACAGCGGUCGCCCCGACUCACCCGCCCUGGAUCCAACAGGCACCGCCUCCCGCGCCGGUGCCGCCUGCCCCGGUCCCUGCAGAGGUCCCCAGCUAUCAGGGACCGCCACCCCCCUACCCCAAACACCUCCUGCAGCAGCAGGCGCCGUCCAACCCGCCUGCUUACGGCGCGGGCGGCGGGAGAGAGGAGCCGGGUGAGGACGGCGGCGCUGCUGCCGAGGUCCGGGACAAGAGCGCAGAAGGUCCAGAGGUGACCUCUGCAGUGGAGAGGAAGCAGAUCACCACAUCGCCGGUGCCGGUGCGGCGCACCAAGAGGGACGAAGAGCCACGUGGCGAGUCGGGCCGCGUCGCGCUCUACUCGCCGCAGGCUUUCAAGUUCUUCAUGGAGCAACAUGUGGAGAACAUCCUGAAGAACCACCAGCAGAGGAUCCGCCGCAGGAAGCAGCUGGAGAGCGAGAUGCAGCGGGUGGGUCUGACGUCAGAGGCUCAGGAGCAGAUGAGGAUGAUGCUCUGCCAGAAGGAGUCCAACUACAUUCGGCUGAAACGGGCCAAGAUGGACAAGAGCAUGUUCAAGAGGAUCAAGACUCUGGGCAUCGGUGCCUUCGGCGAGGUGUGUCUGGCCCGGAAAGAGGACACGGGGGCGCUGUACGCCAUGAAGACCCUGCGCAAGAAGGACGUGCUGCUGAGGAACCAGGUGGCCCACGUCAAGGCGGAGCGCGACAUCCUGGCCGAGGCCGACAACGAGUGGGUGGUGCGCCUCUACUACUCCUUCCAGGACAAGGACAACCUGUACUUCGUGAUGGAGUACAUCCCGGGCGGCGACAUGAUGAGCCUGCUGAUCCGCCUGGGCAUCUUCAGGGAGGAGCUGGCCCAGUUCUACAUCGCCGAGCUCACCUGCGCUGUGGAGAGCGUCCACAAGAUGGGCUUCAUCCACCGCGACAUCAAGCCUGACAACAUCCUGAUCGACCGCGACGGACACAUCAAGCUCACCGACUUCGGCCUCUGCACCGGCUUCCGCUGGACCCACGACUCUAAGUACUACCAGAGCGGUGACCACGUGCGCCAGGACAGCAUGGACUUCAGUAAGGAGUGGGAGGACCCGGCCAACUGCCGCUGCAGCGACCGCCUGAAGCCCCUGGAGCGCCGCAAGGCCCGGGACCACCAGCGCUGCCUGGCCCACUCUCUGGUGGGGACCCCCAACUACAUCGCCCCCGAGGUGCUGCUGCGCACAGGCUACACACAGCUGUGCGACUGGUGGAGCGUCGGGGUGAUUCUGUACGAGAUGGUGGUGGGGCAGCCGCCCUUCCUGGCCACCACGCCACUGGAGACACAGCUCAAGGUGAUCAACUGGAGCAGCACGCUGCACGUCCCGCCUCAGGCCAAGCUCAGCGCCGAGGCCUCGGACCUCAUCGUCAAGCUGUGCCGCGGCCCGGAGGACCGGCUGGGCAAGAACGGGGCCGACCAAAUCAAAGCCCACCCCUUCUUCCAGACCAUCGACUUCUCCAGUGACCUGCGCCAGCAAGUGGCGCCCUACGUCCCCACCAUCGCCCACUCCACCGACACCUCCAACUUCGACCCGGUCGACCCGGACAAGCUGCGCAGCGGCGACACCGACGACGAGGACCGUCUCAACGACACCCUCAACCUGUGGUUCCGGAACGGCAAACACCCGGAGCACGCCUUCUACGAGUUCACCUUCCGCCGCUUCUUCGACGACAACGGCCACCCGUACAGCUGCCCCAAGCCCAUCGCCUACGACGGCUACGACGAGGAGCAGGGCGCCGAGGAGGCGGCCGCCCAGACCCGGGACCUGGUCUACGUGUGAGGCCCGGGACGGACCAGAGAGUCACCUGAUCGCCACAAACUCGCCUGUCAAUACCUUGUUUUUUUUUUUUUGUUUCUUUAAAAUCAAUCUGCCGCCACUUACCGCCUUUCGUCCAUCACGUGACUAAACCUGCGCACUUCACCGUUACUUUGUUUUUCCAGCCGGAUCAGGAGGUUUGGCGCCGACUCAGCUGGUCACCGUGGCCAGGAACUGUAAUUUAUUUAAACCAGCUGCUGGUGUGACCUUUAAUUUAUACCUGUUUCUUUUUUUUCGGGGCUUAGUGAUUGAGAGUUUUUCACCAAAUAUAUCCCGAGGGUUGGAGUAAAUCAGAGUUUUUAUGUAGAGCUUAGCCGAGCGAGCGUAGCUUGUGUCCUAAUUUAUACCUGUAUUUAUGAUGAAGCUGUACACACGGCUGGGCGCAGCGCUGCCUAACACUCUGCCACUAACUCACCAGUAGAUGGAAUGUUUCUCGACCAAAGCACUAAACCCGCGACUCCUGGGCCCCGUGAGUCGCUUCCUCCGGACUCGCUGCUCUGGGUCCCUUUGUUCUGGUUUGAAUGUAGACGUCUGUGCACUGGUUCUUUUUGUCCGUUGCUCGGAGCGACGCUAACAGAUGUCGGGAUGAAUAAAGGAUGGAACUCUGGUUUAAGAUGGAGCCAAGUGUCGGCGUCUGUUCUCUCCUGUCUAAAGCAGCUUCACUGAACACUGACUGGGUGAGUUUGGUUCAUCUGAUGUUGAGGCUGAAGCAGAACUAACUGGGGUUCAACUGACAGACCCUGGACUGCAGCUGCGCUCAGGCAGGAUUUAAAACACUUGGAUCUGUGACUCUUAACCACAUGGUUGGGCCGUCAGCGAGGGCCACUAGAAGGUUUCUUUUUUUUUGUUUUUUUUUCACCGCUGGGCCGUGAGAUAGUCAGUUUUAAUACACUCGCCAUAUAUGGUGGCAGUAGUGAGUCAGUGAACCGACUUGACUGCUGCACAUCUGUGAUGGUGACCAGCUAUGGAGAAGCUCUUGAAAAUGAUGGAGCAAGUGAUGGCGCCCCCUACAGUAAACACUAUAGGAAGAGUUUUUAAAAUUACAUUUUAUGGCGAUAUGAAAAUGUUCUAUAUUUAGACAUUCUGUAGUCUAUUAAUUCAGAAUCGUAUUCAUGAUGAACAGUUUUCUCAACAGAACGUGACUUGCACCUGCUGCUGAUCCCAUGGUUUCACGUCAUUUCACCAGGUUUUGGUUUGUUCACACGUAUAUGCUUAUUGAACACAUGGAGAUCAGCAAUCA
Molecule: messenger RNA, 5376 nt
Organism: Synchiropus splendidus (mandarinfish)
Lineage: Eukaryota; Metazoa; Chordata; Actinopteri; Syngnathiformes; Callionymidae
Gene: lats1
Product: large tumor suppressor kinase 1
Exons: 7
Coding region: 882-4100 (1072 amino acids)
Biological process (GO): positive regulation of apoptotic process; hippo signaling; peptidyl-serine phosphorylation
Molecular function (GO): ATP binding; protein serine/threonine kinase activity
Source: RefSeq, a predicted model, not a curated record